UUUUAUUUUCUUUGUGUGUUACAUAAGAUGCGCAAUUUCUCUUUUUAAUUCUUCAUUCGCAACUGUAUAAAUGGUUCGUUCAAGUGUACACACCCAGACAAAAGUUUAAUAAGCGAUAUGAGAGUUACUUGUUACUUCAUAGAGGCGGAUCCGAAAUCAGUAGCGGCUCGUAAUUUUAUACGCCCCGUGUUUUACGGUUUCUAACCUCUAAUCAUAAAAUAAUUUCUUUCGUUUUUUUUCUAUUCAUCGAAUUAUAUUCCAUCGGCCUGUCUAUUCCUAUUAUCUAGAAUUUCCUUCCGAUUUUCGAUAUGGAUGUGAUUCACAUAUAAGAAAUACACCAUUCUCCGAAGUCAUGAAAGCGUAUUAUGUUUCGCGGACAGUAGUGGUGUACAGUCGUUUAAAUUUUCCAUUUAUGUGGCACAGAACCGCACACACAUUAAAGCACAAAUACGUAAAUGUCAGUCAUACGGGUAAGCAGAUCGGUGUAGGUAUGUGACCGGGUGCAAUCAAACAAUUUGAAAUAAGGAGACGAAAAGUUGCCGCACCAGUUGUUGCAAUUCGAAAUUACUAUUAGUACAUGUACUUACAAUGGAGGGCCACCAGGUAAGAGCAUUAUAUGACUUCACUGGAGAGCCAGGAACAGCAGAGUUGUCUAUCACAGCAGGAGAAAUGUUGACUGUUAUGAGGGAUAAUGUGGGUGAUGGAUGGUGUGAAGGUUUUAAUCAAAGUGGAAAGUCCGGAUUGUUUCCAGCGGCAUAUGUUCAAAUUGUUGACACUUCAGCAUCUGCUCCAAAUGCAAUGACAUCAUCCCAACAAAGUUCAGGGGAUUAUUGGGAUGAUGAAUGGGAUGACGAUUCAGAAGUUGGACAAACGCAAGCGUAUGUUCCUCAGCAGCAACAACAACAUAUGAUGCAAUUACAACAGCACAAUAGUGUUGAUUAUGGAGAUUCAGUUUCUAUGCAAACUAUUCAUUCUGUGAUACCUGAAAGGCCUAUACCCAACAUACCAAAGAAAAAUAAUAAAUUUUCUACAUUAAUAAAGUCUGGAGAAGAUAGUUAUUUAUUAGGGAUGAGAGUAGCAAAUGUUCCUGAAAAUGAGAAAAUAUAUAUUGAAGAAAUUGAAGGUGGACGUUUUAGGUGGAGUUCAAGAGGGGAAUCCUAUAACUGUGUAGUUACAUCUCCUAAGAAAGAAUCUAAACUGAAGGGUCUUAAAAGUUUCAUAGUUUAUCAACUUACACCAACGUUCAACAAUAUUCAAGUUUCAAGAAGAUACAAACAUUUUGAUUGGCUACACGAACGUUUGGAAGAAAAAUAUUGUUUUAUUCCCAUUCCACCAUUGCCAGAUAAACAAAUAUCAGGGAGAUAUGAAGAACAAUUUAUCGAACAUCGACGCACACAAUUACAAGAAUUCGUUGAUUACGUUUGUAGGCAUCCUGUACUGGCGCGUAGUCGCGUAUGGGAACAUUUUAUAACUUGUACAGAUGAGAAAAGGUGGAAGGCUGGCAAGAGACAGGCUGAGAAAGAUGAAUUAUUAGGCGUAAAUUACUUUAAUGCUGUGCAAUGUCCUGAAACAACUUUGGAUGUUAUAAAAGUGGAAAUUCAAACGGAUGCUUUCAGUAGAUUUAUAAGCGGAUUGGAUCCGGUUGUUAAAAAUUUUAUGGCUAUGGCUGUUGAUCAAACAAAAAAAAGCCUUCUUUAUAAGAGAGAAUUUCAAAAAAUUGGUCAAAGUUUUAGUGCAUUAAGUCAUGCUUUAGAAGGCGACGAUAGUAGUCGAGGAAGAUUAACCUACGCGUUAAAAAUAACGGGAGAUGCUUAUAACGAUAUCGGCAAGUUAUACGAAGAACAGCCUAAGUUUGAUUGGGAACCUUUGUCUGAUAAAUUUCAUAUUUAUAGAGGAAUCAUCAGUAGUUUCCCAGAUGUAAUUAGCAUACACAAGACUGCUGUACAAAAACGUAAAGAUUACGAAAGGUUAGUAAGUGAACAUAAAAUGGAGCCGCAACAAUUGCGAGAUUUAUCUCAUCGAACCGACGUAAUAGCACGAGCUCUUCUCGCCGAAGAAACGCAUUUUCAAACAGAACAAGAAAUACAUUUAACUCAAGCAAUGAAAACGCAUCUCGCGGAGCAAAUUAAGUUUUAUCAAAAAAUUGUAGAUAAAUUACGGGAAGCGUUAAAUGCAUACGAAGGCUAAAAUAUGUGUAUUUAAUAUAAUGUAAGGUUGCUUCGUUUAUAAUAUCAUUUGGUAUAAUACAUAAUAUUAAAAGUGUUCAUUUAGUUCAAAAUGUAUGAACUAUAUGAAAUUCCAAACACUUUAUUUUCAAUUAUUGAUAAGCGUUGAAAAGUUAUACAAAUUACACAUAAGGGGCCAACAGUUUAUUUUCAGAUGUUACUACCAAAAACUUAACAUAUAUAGGAAUGUGCAAGUAUAUUUUCUAUUUAUAGUAUUUUUUCACACUUAUUUCAGUUGUAUAACUAAAUUGAUUGAAAUAACCAAUCAAACAGAAAUCAUAUUAAUCGACAUUAAAGUAGAAAUAAAAUGCGAUUUCCAGGAAGAAAGAAGCAUCAACUAAACGGUAUUAUUAACGAUGCCUAGUAAUAUAUUGAAUGUCAAUAUUAAUGUUAAUCUCUUGUGGCUGCUACUUCGGAAAUUUAUAGAAUCAUUCAUUGUGUAAUUUAUUAUUGUUUACGUAUUUCAACUAUGAAUAUUAAUUUAAUUUUCAAUUUUUUUACUAAGUACAGUUAUAUAGUUAUAUAUAUAUAUAUCAUUUGUAUAUUUCAUUACAUAGUAUUAACAACUACUUGGAAUUUAAGCCAAACUUUAAACAUAUUAUAUUGAAAUCACUGUGUAGUAGGAACGUUAUAGCAAACUACAGUCUAACACAAAAGUUUACAUUACAUUUUAUAAUAAAUGUAAAGUUUAUUAUUUUUUAUCACCACAAUUAACAAAUAUUAAUAUUAUUUGUUAAUUAUAUAAUUGUAUAUUACUGUAUAAUAAAUAAACUUUACAAACACAUUGCCAUGAAUUUAAGGAAUAGUACAGAUUUAUACUAUUAUAAAUAAAAAUUAAGUAAGAUGUAAGUAGUUAUAAAAAGAUCAAUUUAUAUGGUGUAAUGUAAACUUUUUUUGUCAAGUUAUUGAAUGCAUUUAUUUAUUACUCUAUUCUUGUACUCGAACUAAUUAAUUUUUUCAUAUUCCAUAAAAAAAACAUCGUUUUACAUGAUUCAUGGAUUAUCAGUCCAUAACUUUGUAUUUCAUAAAGGCAGCCACUAUAUGUCGAUAAAUCACUAAUAUAAAAUGUAAUAAUCAUGUAAAAUUCUUACUUUGUCUAUAUAAUAUGCAAACUGAAACUGCUACACAUUUAUCAAUUAACAAAUUAUAAAAUAAAGCAUAUCAUUGUUAAUGUAUUUAAAAUAAUUUGUAUAAAAAAAUAGCCUAAUUUUAAACACAAACACACGCAAUUCUGUAAAUGUUAUUAUAGGGUUAUUAUUAUUGUUAUCAUUUGCAUCGUCCAUAUUUUUAUUAUAUUUGCAUUCGUUUUCAUAUCCGAAAGGAAAACUUUCAUUAAAUGUGCAUUAAAUUAAAGUGCGAUUAAUUUACUUAUUUUGUAGUUUAUAAGCGUUCCGAUAUUUCUGUUUUAUUUUUAAUUAACAAUCUUACAACUCAGGAUGACUAUAGAAAAGAAUGAUUACAUUAAUGCGAUACUCAAACAAGCUAAGACAGCUAAAUAUAUAUAUAUAUAUUAGUAUGUGUAUAUAUAUACAUAUUUUUUUAUUCAUCAACAUUCCAUGAAAUAGUAGUAUCGAACAUCCGUUUUGUAGCACCACAAUUAAGAAAUUAAAAAAGAUCUUAUUAAUUUCGAAAUACUUGAUAUCCGCUUUCUAUAGUCCUCGAACUUACAAACCAGUUUUCUCUAUUUUUGAACGAAAAAAAUUAGUCUGUCUGAUGAAGCAAUAAUUAUUAAAAAUUUAAUCGAUCUUAUUUUCGAAAAUAUCAGCUAUUCGAAUAUAAUAUGUAAUUUACAAAAAUUUGAUAUUUUACAUGCCUCAAAAAAAUUAGCGAUUUCAACAGCUCUUUUUGGAUGUGUGGAAUACAUUGGCACUGUAAAUUGGUUUGAUAGAUUCUGAUUUGCUAAAAUUUUCUGCGUAGAGUUGAUAAAUUUGUGUCAUUAAAUUUUUUUCUAACGAUUCUGAUCCUCUGUAUCAAGUACAAUUAACAAUGAAACGUCUGGUAAUAAUCAUUCUCACAUGCACAAAUUGUAAGCAUAACAAUUGCAAGGCUUGUGCAAUGAGAAAAAGUUACAAUAGGAAGAAGUUAUUCUUGUAAUCGGUCGGUAAAUAUAGGAGCUCAAUUACGCUUAAUUUAUAGGCAACAGUUAAAACAUUUUAGACAACAGUGCAUUCUCCCUCCCUCUCGCUCUCUUUCUUUCUUUCACUCUCUUCCUCGUUCGCUCCAUACACACUCUUAUCAGUCUGAUGUUAUUUUUUUUCUCAUCGAAUAAAACUGCAGUAACAAGUUGUUUUCAUUGCUAUUUAAAAUCAGCUUAUUUUUAUAAUCACAUUUUGCAAUAUUCCUGCCGAUAUGUUUAUUCAUGUGGCACGGUUUUAUCGUUUUCUUCUCUUUUUUUAUAAUUCGUUUCUAAAUACAAGCUAAGCUCCUUUUCUUUUAUUUCCUUCUAGAAUUUUUAAGUUACAAGCUCAUAUACACAAUAUAUUUAGCGUAAAAAAAUGCUUAUUAACGAACCUUUCUUAUUAGAUGACACGAUGCUGGUUAUAAAAAAAUUAUAAUAAAAUUACAUAAUUCUAUUAAAUAUCUGAAUUCAAAUAUUUUUUUGUGAGAUAUAAUGCAAAUAAAUAUUUAGAUUAGGAUAUAGAAAUAGAAAUCUAUUUUCUAAAUAAAAGAUAAAUGAUAUUUGAUUCUAAUCAUCGAGUAACAUAUUUUUGAAUUUAUUUAUCUGACAUUCCAUCAUCGUGUCAUCCAAGGCACUUUAGAAUGGUGCGUUAUUUUUUGCGCAAUGAAAGACCUGUUUAUCAAUUGAAAUUUUUGAUACUACAAUGUUUCGACAAGAAACAAAAUGAUGAUCAUUGUAUGUAUCUUAACUUCCAUCAUAUACGUCAUGUUCUAAAUCAAUUUAUAUGUAGUUUGUUUAAUUUUAUUAGAACAAUGUCUAUCUUAUAAUUAAUAUAAUUAUUAUCGAUUUCAAAAUUAUUAUGUAGCGUUAACACGAAUCCCUUUUUUAUAUAGUUAUGAAUUAUACGAAUAGUGCCCGGUACACGGACGGAUGUCUAAUAUGAGAGUUCAGAGUGAUUAUUAUAUUUAUUGUUUAAAGAUAAAGAGAUAGCAAUUUAUGACAAAAGGAGUGCCCGCUCGAUAAACAGCAAUAAUUUUCUCUAUCAUAGUAUGUAUGUAACAUAUAUGAUCCUUUUAGAUUUCAUUGAGUACAAUUUAGAUUUAUUUCAAAAGGACACUGAAAAAACAUUGAAUUUUGUCGAUACAAUUUUCCGCAUAUUAAUACAUAAUGUAUUUUUCUCAUCUAUAUAAUAAAACGUGGAAUUUGAUCAUCAUCAUCGUGAAAAAUUAAUAUUUGAUACAUUUCCAAUUGAGAGAAAUUUUAUAUCCUAUUUCAAUGAAAAUUCUCAAUAUUUAUUAGUAUCAAUAUUUUUAUAUCGAUAUACCAUUGAGUAAGAGACCACAGUAGCAUCAUUAUCACAAGAUUACGGUAUAUACGGUAUUGCACUUAUCUGCAAUUAUUUGUAAAAAAAUAAAGAAAUACCACCAAAUACUAAAAGUAUCUCAGAACAUUUCGUUGAAGUACCUGUUGUAAUUCAAAUACUGAGUACUGUAUAUGAUUCACUGAUUCUUCACAUUAUAAAAAGAUACAAAUAUAAAUAGCUAGAUUAUAUUUCAAUUUUUUUUUGGAACUUAUGCAAUGAUAUAUAAUCGCUGUAAUCUACAACAAAAUAUUAAAUACAAAAAUAUUUGUAUUGAACUAUUCAUAGCAUAUUGAAAGUACUUACACAUUUACAUCAAGGAACGUAACAUAUAAAAAUAAUAUGUACAUUCUUUUAUAACACAGCAAAAUAUAUAAAUCGUUAGCUCUUAUCUAAUUAGAUUUGUGCUUUCUACUUUUUCCGAAGAUGAACCAAUUUUAUUCUAUGCGUUAUUUGAAGAACAACAACGAUUUUUUUAAUAGGAAAGAAAUACAAUAAAAACAAUUAGAUCAGAAGAAAUUGCAAAGCGUAUAAAAAUAUAAUUGUCUUUAAAAAAUAUUAUAAAAAAGUGAAAAAUUCGACAUUAUAUAACAUGCUUUUUAUAUUUGCAUCUUGCAAAGAGACAAUUAGGGAAUCGUGUAUGAAUUAUGUACAUUUUCCAUUAAAUUUCAGUGCAACAUAUCGAUAAAAAUAUCAGUAGAACAAUAUACAUGUAUGUAUAUACAUAUUAAAUCUAAUUAGUAGAUCUCUGUUUUGGAGUUCUUAAAGUGUACUAAUAUCACUAUGUAACAGAACAAGUAUCUGUGUACACAAUGUACAUAUCUUGCAAUACAGUGUACUGUACAUGACUCGUAUAUAAAUGUUUGCAUUUAUGUCAUAAAAUAAAACAUGUAUAGUAAUCAUUGAGGGAAAUAUAAAAGCAAAUAUUGAUAAAAAUCAGAUCUCAUACAGUCUCACAACACGAUUCCAUAUGGCAAGAAUUCAUUUUCUUCUCCUCAUUUGGAGUAA
Messenger RNA from Bombus terrestris (buff-tailed bumblebee), 6712 nucleotides. It is a transcript of the gene SH3PX1, whose product is annotated as sorting nexin lst-4. The record is from RefSeq and is a predicted model, not a curated record. NCBI's taxonomy places the organism in Eukaryota, Metazoa, Arthropoda, Insecta, Hymenoptera, Apidae. Bases 589 to 2187 code for a protein of 532 amino acids. Gene Ontology annotation, cellular component: cytoplasmic vesicle; plasma membrane. Gene Ontology annotation, biological process: endosomal transport; plasma membrane tubulation; endocytosis. The transcript has 5 exons. Gene Ontology annotation, molecular function: phosphatidylinositol binding; protein binding.